AUGUCGUCCAGUGAGGCUGCAGAAUAUUUUACCAACCUGACAAAAGCCACCAUUAAAUAUCGUAAGGAAAACAAUGUCCAAAGGAACGACUACUUCCAAAUGCUGUUUAUCACUCAAGGAGCAAGAAGAGAGUGGGGAAAGACAUGUCCCAUGUGGUACCCGCUCACGUUACUGAGGAAGAUGCAGUCAUUGACCAGAUGCAUUACACUCAGGAGGGAUGACCAGUCCAUAGAUACACCUGAGAAAUUGUUCUCAGAAGAAGCACUCACUUCAAACACUGUCAUCUUCCUCUCUGCUGGUUCCGAGACAGUGGCCCGUACUAUUGGCUAUACUCUGUUUGAGAUAUCCAGGCACCCAGAUAUUCAACAGAAGCUUCAACAGGAAGUGGACUCUGUUUUUGUCCAGGCACAGGGGCUGGUCAUACGACGCACUCAAGGAAAUGACGUAUCUGGACGAGGUCAGUCACAAAGGAUGAACAACCUCCUGCCCAUGCUGAUGCGAGAAUGUGUCCGACCCUACAAGGUACCUGAUUCGGACCUCAUCAUAGAGAAGGGAACGCUGAUUCUCAUUCCUGUUACUGGUCUACACAAGGACCCUCAAUACUACCCCGAGCCUUGCCAUUUUAAUCCAGACAGAUUCAAGGGUAACAACUUCAAGCCCAGCUCUACAUUCUUACCCUUUGGCGAUGGACCAAGGAUUUGCAUUGCCAUGAGAUUUGCAGUGAUGGAGGUGAAGGCUGGUGUGGCCAAAGUCAUGUCUCAAUACACAGUGGAACUCAGCGACAAAACUCAACUGCCUCUUCAGUACGAAGUUCGUUCUUGGGCCUCAGCCAAUGGGCUUAUAUCAGGAUCCCAGAAGGGCUUCAUGCCUGCUGAGGGUUGUCUCGAGCACAACUUCCUGCUUCAGGAGCUCCUUGAUGAGGCUCGGCGUCGCGGCAGUGAGCUUUGCGUGGCCUGGCCAAAGCAUUUGGAAGUGUCCCCCACUCCCCUCUCAUUGCCGCACUGCGCUCUGCCGGGCCUUACCGCCAACCAACUGCGGCUCAUUGAGGAUCUUCCAUCCGGCACAGUAGCGGGUUGA
Molecule: messenger RNA, 1077 nt
Organism: Homalodisca vitripennis (glassy-winged sharpshooter)
Lineage: Eukaryota; Metazoa; Arthropoda; Insecta; Hemiptera; Cicadellidae
Product: probable cytochrome P450 6a14
Exons: 5
Coding region: 1-1077 (358 amino acids)
Molecular function (GO): oxidoreductase activity, acting on paired donors, with incorporation or reduction of molecular oxygen; iron ion binding; heme binding
Source: RefSeq, a predicted model, not a curated record